UAACUUUUUUACCUUAAAAUUCAUUUUUUUAUAAUUUUCUUUUUAUUAUUAAACUUUAAGUACAAAGUGAAUCAAAGUUCUGUAUCGAUGUCUAAUAAUACUGAAUUUAAUUCAAAUGAGUGGAUUGAUUGGAUUGAAGAAGCUAUUACAAAAAAGCACAUUAAAUAUUACGAUUACAAACAUUUCAAUAAUAUUCAAGAAAUUGGUUCCGGAAGUUUUGGAAAAGUAUAUCGUGCUAACUGGAAAACAAACCAAGACAAUAAUUCAAAACAAUAUUUACUGGUUAUGGAAUAUGCCGAUAGUGGUACUCUCCGAGAUUAUUUAAGUGAACAUUUUGAUAAUCUCACUUGGAACAAUAAAUUGGAACUAGCAUUUCAAUUAGCUAAUGCUAUAUUAUGCUUACAUGAUGAAGAUAUCGUUCAUCGUGAUUUGUACAAAGUGAAUCAAAGUUCUGUAUCGAUGUCUAAUAAUACUGAAUUUAAUUCAAAUGAGUGGAUUGAUUGGAUUGAAGAAGCUAUUACAAAAAAGCACAUUAAAUAUUACGAUUACAAACAUUUCAAUAAUAUUCAAGAAAUUGGUUCCGGAAGUUUUGGAAAAGUAUAUCGUGCUAACUGGAAAACAAACCAAGACAAUAAUUCAAAACAAUAUUUACUGGUUAUGGAAUAUGCCGAUAGUGGUACUCUCCGAGAUUAUUUAAGUGAACAUUUUGAUAAUCUCACUUGGAACAAUAAAUUGGAACUAGCAUUUCAAUUAGCUAAUGCUAUAUUAUGCUUACAUGAUGAAGAUAUCGUUCAUCGUGAUUUGCACUCAAAUAAUAUAUUAGUUCAUAAGAAUACCAUUAAAUUAGCAGAUUUUGGAUUGUCAAAAAGGAUUGAAGAAUCAUCCAACGUUCAAUCAAAAUUAUUUGGAAUGGUUGCUUAUGUUGAUCCACAAGUAUUUAAUACAAAAAGGGAUAAUAACAAUCAAAUACAAGUAUAUUCAUUAAAUAAAAAAAGCGACAUCUACAGUAUCGGCAUACUCUUGUGGGAAAUUUCUAGUGGAUGGCCACCUUUUCAUAAUGAACCACAUGAUGUUAGUUUGGCUAUGGAAAUUUUACAAGGUCUUAGAGAAAACCCUAUUCCUAAUACACCCGUAGAUUACAUAAAAAUAUACACUGAUUGCUGGAAUAAUGAACCAGAUAAUCGUCCAACUGUCAACCAGUGUGAGAUAAAAGUGCCAAAAUUCAAAAAAAUUCAUGGUACUCCAAACCUAAGAUUUCAAAACUAUAAAUCUGAAACUCAUAUAUCUUGAAAUACCAUAAUUCUUGUAUUUGAUGAUUGUGAAAUACAUAAAUCUAUUCCCGAAAAUUUUAAUAUUUC
Rhizophagus irregularis DAOM 181602=DAOM 197198 is the source of this 1358-nucleotide messenger RNA. The record is from RefSeq and is a predicted model, not a curated record. Lineage: Eukaryota; Fungi; Glomeromycota; Glomeromycetes; Glomerales; Glomeraceae.